AGACGAUCAUGGGAGACAUGGAGGAAGGUGCAAAUGUUCAACGACCACCUCUAUUGAGAGGACCAAACUAUAACUUUUGGAAAGGACGUAUGAGAGCGUUCUUGAAAUCACAAGGUGGUAGAGUAUGGAGAAUCAUAGAGACUGGAUGGACAGAGCCAACAGAAACAAAUGCAGAAGGUGUGAAAGUAAUCAAAACUUUUGAAAAAUACUCAAAGGAGGAAGCUCAAGCUGCUGAAUGCAACGACAGAGCCCUAAAUGCUUUAUUUGGGGCUGUUGACAGUUCACAAUAUAGACUCAUCUCAAACUGCACUGAGGCCAAGAAAGCUUGGGAGAUUCUUGAAACUACUCACGAAGGAGAUGAGAGAGUGAAAACAGCAAAAAUCCAGAUUCUCAUGACCAAAUAUGAGAGCUUGUGCAUGGAUGAAAAAGAAAGGAUAGCUGAUUUUCAUGGAAGAGUAAGGGAGCUGGCUAAUGAAGCUGAAAAUCUGAAGCGGCCCUUUACUGAAGACAGUUUAGUUUUGAAGGUGCUGAGAGCUCUACCAGAAUCCUAUGCUAUGGAUGCCAAAGCAAUUCGUCAGGCACAUGACAUCAAGAAUAUGACUCUAGAUCAACUCAUGGGGAAUCUAGAGACUAUCGAGUUGCAGAUGAAUGAAGAGCUCAAACGGAAAAAGAAUGAGAAGCCAAUUGCUUUUCACAGCCUGGCUGAUGAGGAUGACAAUGAAGAUGAUAUAGCCCAAGACGAGGACUUUCAGGAGCAACUGUCACUCUUCACUAGACAGUUCAAAAAGCAAUGGAUACAGAAGAGAAGGAAGAACAACUUCCAAGGUGAAUCAUCCAAAGGAAUACAAUUCAGAAAUACACGACCAAGGGAGAUAAGACCAUCAAUUGAUGACCUCAAGAAAAAGGGGCCUCAAUGCUUUGAAUGUGGUGGGUUUGGUCACAUUCAAUCUGAAUGUGCUAAUAAUCUCAAAAAGAAGAGGCAAACUUUCAUGUCAACAUGGAGUGAUGAUGAGGAAGAAACAGAAGAUGUCAUGGGGAAUAGCCAUUGUGCCUUUGUCACCCAGUACGAAGAAGAAAACACUGAGGAUGCUGCUGAACAACUCACAGUACUACAAGAAAAGUGGACAGAACUUCUUCUCGUCCAUAUGAAGAACAUCUUAGAAAAGAAUCAACUGGCUGUGGAAGUUGAGGAUCUCCGAAAGAAACUGGAUAAAGUCAACCAACAGCUGAUUCAAACUGAAGGAGAAAAGUCUGAUCUGAAAUAUGAACUCACUCAACUUAAAAGCUAUCAAAGGUGGAUGAAGAGUGCAGGGGCUGAAAAGAUCGAGGAGAUGGUGAGCUCAUCAAAAUUCUAUGGGGAUAGAUCUGGAAUUGGGCACACAUCAUCUGAAGGCAGCAAAACACCACUGGAUCUGUUCACCAGAGAAACAAGGAACAUCACCAAACAACCAGACACAAAGGAGCUGCCAGAAUGCAACCUGAGCAAGGGCAAAGAUAAAGUGUUUCAGCGUCCAGACUGUCAUAAAUUUGCACAAGCUCGAGCGAAGCAACAAACCAAACUUUUCUCAGAAGAAGACAAUAAGGCAUCGUCACCACUUCUAUCAGAUGAAAACUCUCAGCAAAAUCCUCCGCAUGCAGAAUCUCACGAAGCACAACUUGAUGAAGCACCUCUCAAACCAGAUCUGCCAACCGUGUUCUAUUUGGAAUACAAGGCAGACGCGUUAUCUCAAAGGAUGCAAUCUACUUCAGAUGAAAUUGGCAAAGCAGAUGAGAAAGACCGUUCAAAUUUCAAGCAACAGGAUGAGCCAUGCAAAGCCACAGCAAGUGAACCAUGCCAGACUGAAUUCGGUGGAGAUGAUGAGGAGUUUUUGAAUCUACUAGAAGAAGAACCCUUGAUGGCUGUCUCUGAAGUCCCAUUUGAAUCACAAGUCAGUACCCCACAGAAUCAGAAGUCAACAUCUAAGCCUUCAAUCUCCAAUCCAGUUCGCUGGUCCAAACGCAAACUGGAAUCUGAGAUCAAAACUCCGGAGGCACCGUUACCUCUUUCCAAAAAGGCCAAGAGCAGUGCCAAAAAUCUGAUUGAGAAGAAGCACAUCAUUUCCCAACGGAAUAUUGAUGUUGAUGAUUUUACACUGAAGACAAAUCUCAUACCUCUCUUGAAAGCAAGGAAGUUGCUGAGAUCUGUAACACUCCCUGGGUCCUAUGUUAAACAAGUAGUGCGUGAAUUCUACUGCAACUUAAAUGAAAGCUUUAUUCACUCUACUGAUGAGAACUUUGAGAAAGUAUUUGUGCGAGGGAAGUACUAUGAUUUCUCUCCUGCUGCAGUUAAUGAAUUCUUGGGUGUGAAUGAUGAACUAGAUGUACAAAUUGGGGAAGCUACAAUGUGGAAGGAACUGACACAUGGUGCCAGGAACAGCCAACAAUCCACAAACAAAGUUCCUUCAUCCAUUCUCAACACCUCUUACUCAAUUCUCUUGCGUGUUGCAGCAUGUCACUGGCUUGCAACCACUCAUACAAACACUGUCACCAAGGCCAUGGGAAUGCUUCUCUACAAAAUCAAAAAUGGUGUCCCAAUCAACCUGGGAAAGCUGAUUGGAUUCGUCAAAGUUGCUGCUGACAAGGAGGAGCCACCAGAGCCACUACUGCAGAUUGACUAUAGGCAUUUUGAAGGAAACCAUUUCAAUGACAUGGAGUCCACUCAAAGCUCUGCUCAGCAAGGAGUGUCAGCUGUGAUACAAUAUCUGGAUGACAAGCUUGAAGCAAACAGGGAAGAGAUGAGGAUGACACUGGCCAAACAGUCAGCACUUGAGGAGGAACACAAGCAUCUCACCUGGCUUAGAGAAGUUGUGACUGACAGUGCUGCAACAACAGAGGGAGAAUCUGCUCAAGGGGAGAGCUCUCAGGAAGAGGAGGAGGAGGAUGAACUAUCAGCAUAAGUGUUUUAUCUUCAUUACUCAUUUGCAUCUCAGAACUUGACAUUAUUUUGGUGGGGUUGUUCUGCCCUUGUUUCUGGUUUUAAACUUUAUGCUUUACUAUUUCUACUAUGACUGCUGUCAAACGUGUCUUUGGGAUUUUGAACCUGG
Messenger RNA from Cuscuta campestris, 3083 nucleotides. NCBI's taxonomy places the organism in Eukaryota, Viridiplantae, Streptophyta, Magnoliopsida, Solanales, Convolvulaceae. The record is from the annotation of a GenBank genome assembly.